AUGGACAAGUUUCCCCAUCACCAGCACCGUCGAGCUGCCGCCCCAACGAACGAAUUGUCCAGGGACUAUAAGCCAUACCUCCGCCAUACAAGGGGACGCCAUGCGGCCCCGCAGGUCGUCGACUUGGCCUCGAUCAAGGACUACCGCCUCGCUCCGCGCCACAGCUCCCCGUCGAGUCAGUCAGGGCCGGCUCCAGUCUGGAAAGCAGUUCGCGACCGGCAGAAGCGGAACACUGGCGGCGCCGAGAUGCAGGGCGGCACAGCUGCGCAGCAAUCAUCGGAAGCCAGCAUCGUUAGCCAGCUGGCAAUCGCGCCUAAUGGGGAUUAA
Messenger RNA from Gaeumannomyces tritici R3-111a-1, 327 nucleotides. RefSeq lists its product as hypothetical. Bases 1 to 327 code for a protein of 108 amino acids. NCBI's taxonomy places the organism in Eukaryota, Fungi, Ascomycota, Sordariomycetes, Magnaporthales, Magnaporthaceae. The transcript has 3 exons. The record is from RefSeq and is a predicted model, not a curated record.